AUGAGAAUCAUCACCCCCCACCGGUUAGACGGACACAAAGACCUCGCCCAACUCGGCGACGCAGUCCUACGUCUAAUCCUUGUCAAAGAUGGCUACCAGGCCCAUGCAACAAGAGGACAAAUCAACGACACCCACAGUGGCAAAGCCAGCAAUGCCUUCCUAGCAAGAAUAGGCUUUCAAAAGGGCUUCGACCGCUACCUCUACGUCAACCCCUCGCAGGGCGGUACCGUCUCCGACAAAGUCAUGGCCACAACUGUUGAAGCCAUCUUGGGCGCCGUCUACAUCGACAGCGGCGAGAACAUUCAAGCCGUACGAUCCGUGGUGGCGGAGUUGGGUCUCGCUUGGCCUGCAUAG
Molecule: messenger RNA, 354 nt
Organism: Aspergillus pseudonomiae
Lineage: Eukaryota; Fungi; Ascomycota; Eurotiomycetes; Eurotiales; Aspergillaceae
Product: ribonuclease III domain-containing protein
Exons: 2
Coding region: 1-354 (117 amino acids)
Biological process (GO): RNA processing
Molecular function (GO): ribonuclease III activity
Source: RefSeq, a predicted model, not a curated record